Cladophialophora immunda is the source of this 1939-nucleotide messenger RNA. RefSeq lists its product as uncharacterized. The record is from RefSeq and is a predicted model, not a curated record. Bases 1 to 1857 code for a protein of 618 amino acids. The transcript is spliced from 4 exons. NCBI's taxonomy places the organism in Eukaryota, Fungi, Ascomycota, Eurotiomycetes, Chaetothyriales, Herpotrichiellaceae.
AUGAUUCAUUACCACAUCGUCGUGACAGCCAUACUGUUCCAACUUCAAUAUGCCUCCUUUGCCGCAGCACAUGCGCAUGGGGACGACGAGUUUCCCGACGAAACAACGGGUAUGACCACCAGCUUGGAUAUACCUACGACAGCGGCGUUGUCUGCUCCGUCUUACCUCCACAACGAUACCAACCCGUACAGCAUGCCCAGCUAUGCGGGACAUUCUGAGUACUCAAGCAUGAUAAUAGCACACAUCGUUUUCAUGGUGAUUGCUUGGUUUUUCAUUCUUCCCGUUGGGGUUAUUUUCAGCGUUGCCAGAUCUCGUGGACUAGCGCUACUAGUCCAGGUGAUCUUCUUGGUCUUGAACGGUCUGGGUAUGGUCUUUGGGACCAUGUACAACAUGAAAACUCCAGAUUUAUAUGAGCACAACGCACACCACACCAUUGGUUGGAUUGCAACGUGGGCCAUGAUCGCCCAGACUACAAUGAGUGUGCUUGUUGUGUCUGUAGAGAAGAGAAAUAGGAAGAAGAGCAUUGGCGCUUCAGUGGAAGCAGGUGCCGAAAGAGCUGCAUUCCUACCUGCAUCGAGGGUCAACAUGCCUCAGCAAGGCAUGACUUUGUACACUGAACGCAGCCGUGAUCUGAGUUACAGACUCCAGGAUACCGAAAGCGUAUGUUCAUCGAUUCACGAUGACUCUGAUCCUUUGCCGGCUCUUGCGGAUUCAUAUCAACUCGACGAAAAUUUCAAAGACUUUGACGACGACCCGGAAACCCCUGUCCACUCGCUGGAAGUCUUUCUGCACCACUGUCUCAACGCCGUCGACAAUUGCCUCCCCACUCGACUCCCUCGAAGGUUGAUAUCGAGCACAUUGUCAAGGGUAUUUCACGUCUUGUAUCGAAUAAUCGACCGAACCAUUCUCAUCCUUGGUUUCGUGGCCUUAGUCACUGGGGGGGUCACUUACACCGGCAUCUUUCGUGGCAAGAACCUCUUCAAUGGCCUAGCUCAUUUCAUCAAAGGGGGCAUUUUCUUCUGGUACGGAUUGUUGACGCUGGGACGGUGGACGGGCUGCUUUGCGGAUUUCGGCUGGGCAUGGAAUGUUACCCUGGGCGCCCAAGUCGCCGGCCGUUCGAUCCCUUCGGCUGAAUUCGUUGAAUCCUUUGUGAUCUUCGUGUACGGAAGUACGAACGUCUUCCUUGAACAUCUCGCCGCAUGGGGUCAAGCCUGGAGUGCCCAAGAUUUGGAACACGUCUCCAUCUCGAUCAUGUUUUUCGGCGGUGGCUUGUGCGGUAUGCUUGUCGAGUCGAAAACACUCCGCAAAUGGCUCAAUACGCCCGCGCGAACAUCAAUGCCGCCACCAGCCCGCGAUCGUGAUGGGAUCGAUCGAGCACGAAGCUCCGAAGAAGCUCAAACAAUCCCAAAGUCCUACAAUAUCUCCACGAACCCCAUCCCGGCGCUGAUUAUCCUCCUUUUAGGCAUUAUGAUGUCUGCUCACCACCAGAACUCGAUGACGUCGACCACGGUUCAUAAACAAUGGGGCACGUUGCUCUCGGGGUUUUCUGUGGCGCGAAUGGUCACCUACAUGGCCAUGUACAUCUCUCCACCGACCUCAAUCUACCCAUCUCGGCCUCCCUCGGAGCUUGUCUCCUCGUUCUGCUUGAUCUCUGGCGGAGUUGUUUUCAUGGCAAGUACCAAAGACAUCGUCCAUUGGAUGGAGGCCGAAGGUUUGAUGGCAAUGUUCGUCUUCACUAUCGCGAUGGGGCUUACGGCCUUCAUCAUGGCGUUUGAGAUCAGCUUGCUCUCGCUAAAUGGCUGGGCAGCACGACGGGAACGCAAGAAGUCGAAAUCGACCGUCACUGGUGGCAAUUAGCCAUGGCCUUAACCUUUGAAGUCGAUGUGGUGGGUAACUCGCGUGAGAGAGGAAAUGUGGGCGACCGAGAAACGGUCCAGAA